CAGGUCAUAUUUCGAACAAUACUUUUCCACAUGGCAAUUUCAGUUGUUAUUGUUGGUUGAGGGGCGACGACGCUCGAGGGAGCAAUUUCAGUGGUACUUGCAGUAGUCGUCCUCUUUCAUCAGCAACGGCAACAACCUUCUAGCACCUGAGGCAUCAUUGGCCAUCACAACCGAAAAAUGACAAAGAAGGCUGCUAAAGAAAUAAGGAUCCAAGAUAUGGAUGGAAAGAAAUGUAAAAAGAAGAGGAGAAAGACUGGCCAAAGCAUCAAGAAUGACAUGGAUGAGAUUCUGAGAGACCCACGAUUUGCUCAUGUGUCUACCGAUCUUAAACUUCGACAUGUACCAAAAGAGAAAAGGAAAGUAAAACUUGACAGCCGGUUUCACUCUGUUUUGACGGAUGACAAGUUCUAUGAAAAAUCCAUAAUGGAUCCACGAGGUAGGAAGGGAAACUACUCAACCAAGGAAGAUCUACUGAAGUUUUAUCAUAUGUCCUCUGAUGAAGACUCUGAUGAUGAGGAAGAUGACGAUGAGGAUAAAGGAGAAAAUGGUGAUGAAAAUGAAAGUAGAGGUGACUAUGAUUCUGAUGAAGAGAAGAGUGAGAGCCUGGAAAAGAAUGCAUCUUCAACCAAUCUAACAGAAAAGGAACAAAUUUACAAGACAGAAGCAAAGGAAGAGCCAGAAAUAUCAGAGAAAAUGAAUCAACUAUUACAAGACAUGACGCAGGACUAUGCAAGGGGUGAAGUGCUGUUCUCGGAUGAUUCUUCAGAUGACGACUCCACAACAAGUGACGAAGAUAAGAAUGAUGGAGAAUUUGAGUGGGGGGAACUCGACCAAGAUGCUGUCUGGGAUGAUGGAGAUACUAAUGUGGAAGAAACGUCACGCUUUGCUGUAUGCAACCUUGAUUGGGAUCGUAUUAAGGCUGCAGAUAUCAUGGUGUUGUUUUCUUCAUUUUGCCCAAGAGGUGGCUCUGUGAAGAAAAUCACUAUAUAUCCCUCUGAAUAUGGAAAGCAACGUAUGGCUGAAGAGAACAUGACUGGGCCACAAGAAUUGAAAUCAAUACCUGGGUGUGACAUUGAGGAUUCUGCUAAUGAUGCAGUAGAUCUAGAUAAACUUGAAAAGGGUAUGCUUGAUGAAAAUGCUGGAGCAACCAAAGCCCAUUAUGAGGCACUUCGACAAUAUCAGCGUAAUCGUCUUCGUUACUAUUAUGCUGUUGUCGAGUGCAACUCUAUUGAUACUGCCAAAGCUCUGUAUCAAGAAUGUGAUCGCAAACCAUAUGAAGGAGCUGGUAUUCUUCUUGAUCUGCGGUACAUUCCUUCACAUAUGACUUUCGAUGAGGCACCACAUGAUGUGUGUGAGACAGUCCCCAAGUCUUACGAGGUGAAGACUUUCAUCACUACAGCUUUACAUGACUCGCGCCCAAUUUUAACCUGGGAUGAAACUGACCCUGAAAGGAAGAAGACAUUAUCACAUGCCAUGAGUAAAGCCAUGAAGGGAGAAGAAAUAAACGAGGAUUGUUUAAAGGGCUUUCUUGCUUCAUCCAGUGAAGAUGAAGACAACAGUGACUUAGAAGAGGAGGAGGAAAACAGUGAUAGUGAGGAUGAAGCCACCAAGGCGUCCCAAAUUGCCAAGUUUAGAGCAUUAAUAAAUGAAAUUGAUGAAAAGGAAAGAAAAAAGAAAGAAAAAGAUAUUGAUAUGGAAGAAACCUUUAAUCUGGAAGAAGACUCUAGUGAGAACAGAGAGCAAACAAACAAGGAAGGUGCCAAAAUAACAGAGCAACUUAAUCCUUUUGAAAAAUAUUUGGAGAAAAGAAAGAAUAAGAGGAAAGAAAGAGAAAAAAGGAAGAAGAAAAAUGAUAAAGAUACAAGCUCUGAGGAGGAUAGCGAACACGAUGGUGCUAUAUCAGACGACGAUCUCCCAGAUAAUGUUGGAGAUUUGUACAACGAUCCCUUCUUUGCUGAGGAAUUAAAGAAGAUGGACGGCAGAAAAGAUACUAAGAAGAAAAAGAAGACUAAGAAAGACCCAGCUAAUACUGAAGAGCAUGAGAGUAAUGAGCAGGAGGAUCUUGAGCUGUUACUAAUGGAUGAGGAUGCCGAGGAAAAGAAGCACUUCAGUAUGAGAGAGAUUAUUGAGAACAGCAAGGAUAAGAAGAGGAGAAGGAAAAAGAAAGCAAAGAAGCAGCAAGAGAAACUAAAGCAGCAAGAGAAACUGAAGCAGCUAGCCUCUGAAGAUGACUUUAAGGUUAAUAUUGCCGAUUCAAGAUUUGCUCCCCUGCUCACAUCUGGAGAGUAUAAUAUUGACCCUUCACAUCCCCAAUUCAAACGCACCAAGGCUAUGGAUAAUCUCAUCAGUGAUGUGCAAAAGAAAAGGAUAGCAGAAUCUUUUGAAAGCAUUCCUGAUGCCAAAAGGAAGAAAGCAAGUGAAGAGAAGAACACGGAUCAUGAAUUGUCACUCUUGGUUAAGAGAGUGAAAAACAAAACCAAUAAAUCCAAGAAGAAACAAUAAAGAUCUACUAUUAACAUGGAUUUGGCAGUGAACAUUUAAGUACAAGCAACAGUAGUUGUUUUGAGACACUGAAAUGAUAGAUCAAUACUGUAUUCACACAUGAUGUCAGCUGUAAAUAUUAAUAUUGCAGGUUUUCUUUGAAAUGUAUUGUAAAAUGAGAAAUUUUUGUUUUGUAAUAUAUAUUUACAUCAGAACUAUGUAGUUGUUCUAAUUAUUUUCUCCAUUAAAAAAAAUAUUACCCAAGCAAAAGGAACACGAUAGCAAACAAGAGUCCAUGGGAAGAGAGAGAGAUAAGAAUAUUUUUCUGGAUUAUUCUGAGGUUAUCUAUUGGGAUGCCCCACACACUGUAUUGUCAUUUGCAGAGGAAUUUAUAAUAAAAUUCACUAUAUACUGUGUAUGAAUAUACAAUUAUAUAAAUUGAAUUAUUGUAAUGCUGCUUGAAACCUUUUCAUAAAAUACAAAACAAAAAAGGAAAUACUAUGUAAUAAUGGCACUAAUAAUACAUAAUAGCAAUUAAGAGGAGGGUUCCCAGGUACCCUGAGUACCUGGGAACCAAGCCACAUGUAAAGUAAUAUAUCAUUGCUCAAUAUGACUAAUAAUGAAGGAAUUUUAAUAAAUUUUUCUAAUUGCUGCUAUUUCCCAAACCAGUGCUAUGAUUAUUUUCCUCUGGUGAUAGUACUCCUAUUACCUAAACUAUAUAAUUUAUAUGCUCGAUUAAUAUUACUGUUGUUACUAAUACUAGUGGUAGUGUUACUAUUAAUUAAUUUGCUUUACUGCUACUACUACAACUGAUAUUAUAAAUUCCAAUUGCUUUCCUCUACAUUUCAAACUAUAACUUUGCAAAUUAGUACUAUUGAAACUUUACAAUUGCCACUAAUACCAUCACUGCUAUUAAUGUUUCCCUUCACCACUUGACCUGUACCAUGAAUAGCACAGGUACUAUUGUCCUUUAGUACUGCUUCUAUCCAUACUAGUUAAGGACUACUUUCUUCUAUUGCAGUAAUUCCACUUACAAUCUAUGCCAGUGCCCCACUGGGCAUUUUUGGUUGCUUUAACAUAUAGUCUCAUUGAGGAACAAUAUUAAAGCAACCAAAACUGCAUACUGGAGAGUAUGGCUACUCACCUGUUGGUAAUUAUGAUAAUUCCAUAAUAGUACUACAAUUUCUUUGCUCUAGUGCUAGUCAGCCUACUACCUGUACUGUUGAAACUACCCAUACUAGUACAGCUAAUACUUUCCUCUACUUUUCUAUUGCUACAUAGUCUUCCCAGCUUGGUACCUUCUUUUAAUAACUACUUACUAAUACUAGUAUUAUGGCUACUCUUGUCAACUGCUUCCCAUAUUAGUGUUGAAACUACUACCUGAACCAAAUGACUUCAUUUCUCUACUGGAACUACUACUACUACCACCACCAUCAAUUCCAUCCCCAAUUUUAGACCCUUAAAAGGUAGCUAUGGCCUUAGGAGCAUUUCUGCCAAUUCACGAAAUAAAAUGAAAAACUCUUUAUAAAAUUAUUUGGAUUGAAAAGUGGAGACAAACUUAAUAUCCAUAUUGUAGCCGGUUUCAUACACUACACAAAUUGAGCGUGUGGUGGCACCCAACCAAUCUGUUAACACGAGAGCUCUGUCAUCAAAAUGGGCUGCCUCAAGCCAUUCACAAUGUUGACCUUGGAUGUCUAGACGAUUGAUUAUAUGUACAGUAUAAUAUAAUAGAAUUGAUAUAGAUAUCAAUAUAUGUAGAUUGGAGGCCUGGUCGAGGACCGGGCCAUGGGGACGUCGAGCCCCGAAAUUUGUAUUUCGGGGCUCCUACUUAUACAAAUAGAAGCUGCCUCAUAUGGGCCAAUAGGCUUUCUGUAGUUCCUUUAUUAAUGUUCAAAUGAGGAUUAGGUGACUUGGUAUACUUCAUUACAACCAUAUGAGAAAAUCAACAGAGCAAAGGGCGGAUUGAACCAGCAUCUAGGGUACGGCAUGCCAGAGGCAUGCCGUACCCCUGAACCACAAAAAUUACAAGAGCUAUUGAACCCAGUCACUACUGUGUUCACUAAGGAUUUUGGAGGCUGCCACCUGUUGCCACAACUAGUUUUUACAAAUAGCCCAUAUGCACUCUGGAGUAACCUACGGGCUCACCAUAACCCAUGCUACCUGGAAUUUUUUGUUCCAGGUAGCGAAUCUUAAACAACAAACAUCUGGAGUAAGUAUGGAGUUCUUUACCAUUUCACUCCCUUCAAAUUCAUAAGGAAAUCAAAAGUGUGUGAUAUAUCAAUGAGAAAAUCACUGGAGCAGAGUCAGGGCUUGAACGAUUGAUCUUGGCGAACAUCAGACAAUGUGCAAAGCAGAGUCUGAAGUGAUCCGCUUUUACCCACCAGUGUAAAAAAGAAGUAAACGAGAACUUAAUAGAUGUAGCCAAUAUUGUUUGGACCAUGUGUAACAUAGAAGAGCCUACAUUUCUCAAUAAACUUUAUACAGUAUGC
Procambarus clarkii (red swamp crayfish) is the source of this 4970-nucleotide messenger RNA. RefSeq names its product ESF1 homolog. NCBI's taxonomy places the organism in Eukaryota, Metazoa, Arthropoda, Malacostraca, Decapoda, Cambaridae. The record is from RefSeq and is a predicted model, not a curated record. Gene Ontology annotation, cellular component: nucleus. Gene Ontology annotation, biological process: rRNA processing. Gene Ontology annotation, molecular function: RNA binding.